AUGGGCGGUGUUAUCAGUUCGGAUACAUCAGUAGAAGGGAAUUCUUUUCUUAAGAGAUUUUCUAGCUUACAACCUAUUUCUGAUAACGAUCCGUUUUGGAAUCAUUUCCUUUCGUUUAACUUACGCAUCGAUUUGUAUGAUAAACAGACUUUGAAGCAGUUCAAUGAAUCGUUAUCUGAUUUGCUCGAAUCAAUGAUGCACAACACUCAAACCACUGGAAAUUUUGCCGCUUUUAUUCGUGUUUUUCUGCGGCGAUCUAGUGAACUUAAAGCAUCUGAAAUUUGUCAAAAUACCAUAUUUUUGUGGCAAAUGGGAAAUGCAUUGAUUAUCUUAUCUUAUAUUUGUAAAUUUUUGACACAAAGACUUAAUGAAGUCGAAUUUAUAAAAGUUUUUGAUAAGAACCUUGUUAUCGAUGGACUUGUCGAAAAUGAUUCGGAUGCAGAGAUUGAGGUUAAUAAUUCCUUUGAAAGUACUGCUGAAGAAUUUAUUGUUGCAUUAGUCGAUAUUCUUGCAGAGUUGCCAGUUAAUGAUUCCACUGAACAUAUUCAUAUUGAAGCAGUGAAAUGUCUGAUUGCAGUUCUAAGCUCACAACUAUAUCACCAAGAUGUCCUUGAAUCCUCAAUCUUCUAUGCAUACCUUAUGAAUGGAAAAUGUUCAGUGCGAUCAAUAGAAUUAACCAAAGCGUUAUUAAAGAAUUAUCUGCAAAAAAAUACUCCAUAUUUAAUAAAAAUGGAGGCUGAACCAGAAAGUUUUAUUUUGGGAUUUGCAGCGACUAUAUGGUCCGCUCUGCAGCUAAUGACAGGAGUUGAUGGUAUUAACAUAUCUGAAAGUGCUAAUGAUCGUAUUCCUGCCAUAUCACUAGGCUCUUUAUCAAUACUUUUGCUUCUUAAUCUUGCUUGUCAUCAGAAUCCGAAUGGUAAACCGAAUGUAUAUAAAGAAUGUUUAUCAAAUUUCGAAAAUUCUCAAGAGGUGUCUUCAGUAGGAACGAUCGGUACAAAUAGUUUCAAACUAGAUUUCAGUAUUCUUUAUGAACGCCUAUGUUGUACCGUUGAACAACAACCGCCAAUGUUACUAUUAUACGUUUUAUUGCAUAGAAAUAGUGGCUUUCGAAAUUAUGUUCUUUCUCGAAUUAAUUUGGAGAGACUUGUUAUUCCUGUGUUGCGUGUAUUACAUAGCGGAUCGUUAUCUUUGCAUGCUGCGUCUACCAAUUCCCAUCAUUUGUAUUUGGCUCUAAUUGUUAUUCUAAUCUUGAGUGAAGAUGAUUUUUUCUGCAAAAUUGUUCAUGAAACGGCUAUUAACGAGACGACUUGGUUAAAUUCAGAGAGGAAUGUAGGAGGAAUUUCUCUUGGUGGAUUGAUAAUAAUUGUUUUUGCACGGACGAUACAGAUUAAUAUAAUCAAAAUGAGGGAUCGUUAUUUACAUACAAAUUGUCUUGCUGCGCUUGCAAAUAUGUCUCCAUAUUUUAAACAUCUAUCACCUAGUGUUUGUCAAAAAUUUAUCGCAUUGUUCGAGACUUUCAUCAAGCGGCGUUCGAAAUUGAUCGAAAAUAUGCGCAUUAGAGUUGAAUAUGAUAUUUUGCAAGAAAAAGAAACCAAUAAUUAUCAUCAAGAUAUAACAGCACUGGAAGAAGGUAUCCGUACUAUGCUGGAAAUCUGCAAUAGCUGUUUGACGUCAAAUCUACGGAAUAAUCCCCAUUUCAUCUAUACCAUCUUAUAUAAACGUGACCUUUUUGAUGCUUUUCAAAAUCAUCCAAUGUUCCAAGAUUUAAUUUGGAAUAUCUCUUCGGUAAUCAAUUAUUUUGCUUCAAGAAUUCAAUCCAUUAAGGAUUCAUCAGUUAGCGCCGUCCUAGAAGCUAUAAAAAAGGGAGCUCUCCAUUGGCCAAGUGAUAGGCAAGAUUUUUUUAAAGAUGCUCUAAAAUUUAAAUUUAAAUAUUUUUAA
Molecule: messenger RNA, 1938 nt
Organism: Dracunculus medinensis (Guinea worm)
Lineage: Eukaryota; Metazoa; Nematoda; Chromadorea; Rhabditida; Dracunculidae
Source: the annotation of a GenBank genome assembly